Messenger RNA from Boleophthalmus pectinirostris (great blue-spotted mudskipper), 1264 nucleotides. RefSeq names its product deleted in malignant brain tumors 1 protein-like. The transcript is spliced from 4 exons. Gene Ontology annotation, cellular component: membrane. Lineage: Eukaryota; Metazoa; Chordata; Actinopteri; Gobiiformes; Gobiidae. Bases 368 to 1033 code for a protein of 221 amino acids. The record is from RefSeq and is a predicted model, not a curated record.
CACUGUUGCUAACCUCACGUUUUCGCUUAACGUUGGUUCAGACAGCGUACUUUGCAUCAACGAUGAGGAUAUAAAUCGUUUUCCUAUAUAUAAUUAGGCUGCGUUUUAUUAUGCAAUAUGCACUUUAAUAUUUUGCAUCCAUAUCUUGAGUAUAUGUUUUAAACGUAAUUGCCAAAUAGCUUUAUUAAACUAUUUGGGCGCUAGCUUUAGCGGAUAGCUUUCUGAUGAAUCUGAUGUUUUUAGUACGAGUUCAUCACAGCCCCAUCUACAAAAAGGAGGUCUUUCACCAGCCUGCUGUCUGAUGGAAGGGAGAAGAUGCUUACUUUUGUCUGUAUCCUCCUGACAGGUCUGUCGUGUGCCCUGCGUGAUGGAGUUAUGGGUUUUGGUAAGCACGGGGACUAGAGAGGUGCGGCUAGUUAAUGGUGAUAAAUGCUCUGGUCGUGUGGAGGUGCUGCGUAAUAACCAAUGGGGGACAGUUUGUGACCAUGGCUGGGACUUCAGAGACGCCCAUGUGGUGUGCCUGCAGCUAGGCUGUGGGUUUGCAGAGUACCCCGCUCAGGGACCAACCUAUGGGCCUGGCUCUGGGGAGAUCUGGCUCAGGCAUGUCCAGUGUACAGGACAUGAAUCAAGUCUGGAUCACUGCUCUGUUGUCCUCAGCAGUAGCUUCCCAUGCACCCACCAGAACGACGCAGGGGUCAAAUGCUCAGGAUCUCUUUAUAUGCCCACUCUCACGCUGCUUUCGCCCCACACCGUGUUCUCCUCUGGAGAGUCUGUGCGCUUCAGCUGCCAUGUUUUGGUGGGACAGUCCCAAGUCAGUGAUUUCUACCUUUAUAAAGAAGGGGUGCAGACCCCACUGGUGACUCAGAGAGUGGAUCAGGGCCAGUCCCGGGUGGAGCUGACCCUUUUGGAUGUGGAGACGUUUCAGCAGGGUAGCUACAGCUGUCGCUAUAGUAUCAUAUUCAACUUCCCACUGCAGCGCUCCCCGCCCAGUAACUCCAUCAACAUCACAGUAGGUGAGGCUGUGUGUGAAUGAAUAUUGUUGUGCAUCAUUUAAAUAGUUCUUUUCACAAAAGAAUGAACCUAACCCACUUGCUGCCUGUUUGUACAUGUUUGUUGUGUUUGACACACAGAUGGUUGUGGUGAACUGCUCCCCGGGGUUUUUCUGUUUUUAACAGUUUUUCUUUACAUCCCAAGAUUGUAUUGUGUACUAUUUUUGCAUAUGUGUGCACUGACGGCUGUUUUCCUUGUCUAGUCAUUAACUGUG